AUGCGGUUUAUUCGUGGGUUUUCGACAACACGCAGCACCUGCAAAUCAGCAUGUUCACUGGUAAAACCAGUGCAUCAUCUUGUCAAAAUUGAUAAGAGCAAACUCUCACCAAGAUUUGAAGAGCUUAAGUAUGCUAAGAAUGAUAUCAGAUCGCCAGGAUUCAAACCUGUCGCUACGCACCAAGACCGUGUUGUUGACCAUUACCACAACACUCUGCAACCCGACUUACUUCUUAUAAACUACUCUCACAAGGCACAAGUUGAAAGGGGCGCCAAAAAGAGAGAAUGGGACAAUUCAAGCCCUUACCACUUGAAUAGGCAGCUCAGGAAGCCAAAAGGGUCCGCUGCUCAGCUUCCCGACAUUCAUCCAAUAAAAUGGCAUAACAUACCUUCAUUGGAAUCUGUUGUCAUAAACUGUUACGCUAAGGAGUCUAAGGAGAACCAGCUGUUGCCUAUCACUGCAGCACUCCAAUUGCAACAGAUCACUGGUUGUAAACCGCAACCUGUGUACGCGAGGACAGAUGUUCCUUCAUGGAAAGUUAGGAGAGGAACGCGCAUGGGAGCCAAGGUUGAGUUAAAGGGUCGCCCAAUGUCACAGUUUUUGAGCACUUUGACUGAAAUUGUUCUUCCCAGGAUAAGAGAGUACAAAGGAAUCAGCAACAGAUCAGGAAACAGAUUUGGGGGUCUCUCAUUCGGAUUGACAUCCGAAGAUGUUAGGUUCUUCCCAGAAAUAGAGUCCAAUCAGGACUUGUGGCCCAAAACUUUUGGUUUGCACGUUAAUAUCAACACGACUGCGCAGAAUGAUGUCCAGGCCAGAACGCUGGUAAGUGGAUUUGCGUUCCCUUUUCAUGGCCCUGAAAGGACCAAGUAA
Messenger RNA from Lachancea thermotolerans CBS 6340, 870 nucleotides. RefSeq names its product mitochondrial 54S ribosomal protein uL5m (gene MRPL7). Gene Ontology annotation, cellular component: cytosolic large ribosomal subunit; ribosome. Gene Ontology annotation, biological process: translation. The transcript has a single exon. The record is from RefSeq and is a predicted model, not a curated record. Gene Ontology annotation, molecular function: RNA binding; structural constituent of ribosome. Bases 1 to 870 code for a protein of 289 amino acids. Lineage: Eukaryota; Fungi; Ascomycota; Saccharomycetes; Saccharomycetales; Saccharomycetaceae.